AUGAGCUCGUUGUGCUUACGGAUGCGACGAGCGACCGGCCGCCGCGGGUUCCACGCGGGCGUCGUGGCAGCGCUCCCCGAGAUCCCGUUCAAACUGGCCGACAUUGGCGAAGGCAUCGCCGAAGUGGAAGUGCUGCAGUGGUUUGUCAAGCGGGGGGACGAGGUGAAGCAGUUCCAGAACGUCUGUGAGGUGCAGAGCGACAAGGCGACAGUGGAGAUCACAAGUCGCUAUGACGGCGUCGUUGCAAAAGUCCAUUACGAAGUGGGCGACAUGGCCAAGGUGGGCUCUACGCUCGUGGACAUUGACGUGGACGACGCUACAGCUGCCAAGCAAGCAGGUGGCAAGAAGAAGAAGGUCCUGUCGGGGGCUCCUGUUCCCCGUGCGGCGCCUGCUCCAGUAGUAGAUUCUACUGUUUCGGCUGCUGCUACUACUGUCGCUCCUUCAGAAGCCUUGGUGGAGAUGACGGCGGUGCCAGUACUAUCGGGGAGCUCUGUUGUCCCUCGUGGAGGUCAAAGCAACGAGAAGUUGCUGACGUCGCCAUCCGUGCGUCGGCUGGCUAUGGAGCACAGUAUUGACUUGCACGACGUGGAUGGCACGGGACCAGAAGGUCGUAUCCUCAAGGGAGAUUUACUGGACUACAUUCGAUUGCAGGCAACGCAGUCUCAAGGAGCUGAGACGCUGGCCUACGAGCCAGACGCUGCUGUACCGUCGCCUAUAGAGGACGGAGGACGUGCAACGUACAUGCAACAAGACACGGUCGUGCCACUGUCAAUGAUGCAGAAAAUGAUGACCAAGUCAAUGAACGCAGCACUGCGGAUCCCUCACUUUGGAUACGGGGACGAGGUUCAGAUGGACGCGCUGUAUGAGUUGCGGAAAGAGUUGAAUCCGCUUGCCGAGUUGCGCGGCGUAAAGCUUUCGUUUAUGCCUUUCAUUAUCAAGGCUGCGUCGUUGGCGUUGAAGCAGUAUCCGAUACUGAACUCGUCUGUGAACGAAAGCGAGACGGAGCUCACGCUGAUCGCUUCGCACAAUAUAUCGGUCGCUAUGGACACGCCGACGGGUCUAAUUGUACCGAAUGUCAAAAACGUUCAGAUGAAAAGUAUCAUAGAGAUAGGCGAAGAUCUCAAUCGUCUACAACGGCUUGCUGUCGCGGGCAAGCUGACACCUACCGAUCUAUGCGGGGGUACAUUCUCAAUUUCCAACAUCGGCAGCAUUGGCGGCACGUAUAUGAGUCCCGUCCUCAUGGUUCCUCAGGUGGCAAUAGGAGCUGUUGGCCGGAUCCAGCAGCUUCCUCGUUAUGACGAAGAGGGAGAAGUUCGACCUAUGCGCGUGAUGAAUGUGUCUUGGAGCGGCGAUCACCGCGUGAUUGACGGAGCAACGAUGGCACGCUUUUCGAAUGAGUGGAAGGGGUACUUAGAAACGCCAGUAAGUAUGCUCACAGAAAUGAGUUGA
This is a messenger RNA of Peronospora matthiolae, 1449 nucleotides long. Lineage: Eukaryota; Oomycota; Peronosporomycetes; Peronosporales; Peronosporaceae. The record is from the annotation of a GenBank genome assembly.